GGCCCGCCCAAAAUAAAUCGAUUUGAAAGUUGAAAAACUCAGUUUCCUCUAGUCUCUCUCUCUCUCCCUAUUAUCUUUUGGUUUCAAGAAUGAAGAAGGCUAGGAGACCUUCUUCAUCUCUUUAAAAGACUUGACAGCAAUAACAAGUCUUCUUAGUUUAUCUUCUUGAAUUUGAAUUGAUUGUUGAGUAUCUUUCUUGUAAAAGCUGAGUGACAAUUUUGUUUCUGUGUGUUUGUUUAAAUUUCUCCUGGUGAUGGCCGACUCCACGAUCCAACUAAGGCUGGUUCGUUGUCCCAAGUGCAAGAAUCUCUUACCAGAGCCUAAAGAUUGCUCCUUUUUUCAGUGUGGUGGUUGUGGAACCGUUCUUUGCGCCAAAAACAAGGACCGUGAAGCAGAUUUGGUGUCGGUUGAGUCCGUGGAUAAUACAGCCAAAGAAACUGAAGUUAACUCUGGUUUUAGUGAUGAUGAAAAAUCUGAUUCAAAUGCUUCAUUAAGACACCAACAUAAUAAUGGUCAAACACAGACUUGGGAGGUUCACAGUGAUCCUAGUUCGAAACUGAAUGUUGUUAAUUCUGGUGAUAACGAUUCUCAACCGGGUUCGGCUCGGUUAAGGCGAAGAACAACAAAGACAUGCGAUUAUGAAGGUUUCAGAUUCUCCCCUUCUAACUAUUUUACAGAUCCCCUGUCUAGUGAUGAAGCAAUUGAUCAAGACAGAGCUGGACUAGUGAGAAAAUUGGAUAAGCUAAAAGAACAGCUUCUUCAACCUAAAGAGCAGCAGAUCUUGUGUUCUUCUUCAAGAUUCAAAAAGGCUCCAUUUGCAAGUUCUUCAUAUUACCGUCAUUAUCCAGAACCUGAACCACCAUGUCUAUAUGGCAAUAACCCUGAUGUUUCUCUGCGUGGUCCGAUGCAUAAUCAGUCUCAUGUUCCAGCUUAUGGAGAUCCUCUUGGGAUCCAGAUGCGUGAAAGAACUCUGCAGCCAUCUCAUCUGCACAACUCAAGACAGUAUAUUGCCAAUAAUAAUGGUGAUGACUUGUUCGAUACACAUCUGAGAAAUGGGAUGUUACAUCAAUCAACUUGCUCGUGUUCCCACUGCUAUGAUCCAUAUCAUAGAGCUUCAGGCUCAGUGUUUCCUCCCUCAGGAUUGCCUGAUGCUCUGCAUAGUGCUGGUUUUUACCCUCAUGAGAGAAGUUUUGGUUUUGAUACUUCAUUGCAUAGUCCGAGAACCUUUGUUCCGCAUCCUCCUGGUUCUCACUCUCCUGGUCCACAGCUCCAUGGAAGAUGCCAGAGUGGAUAUGGGGAUGCGCGAAUGAAUGCUAUUACUCGUGUUCGUUCCCGUAAAGCUGUAUCAUCUUCAAGUGGUACUCGCCUAAUCCACCCUGUGGCUGGUGGUGCACCAUUUAUAAAUUGUAAAAACUGCUUCAAACUUCUGAAAUUGCCAGACAAAACAGAUUCUGCGACGAGAAAGCAACAGAGAAUGCGGUGCGGAGCCUGCUCUUGUGUAAUAGAUUAUUCCUUUGUUGAUAAGAAACUCAUUCUCUCUACGGAUCCUGCUUCAGCCAAAAAAGCAGAAACUCAUAGUAGGCUGAAUUGGGUAACUUCUGCUAACUUCUCUUCUGACUAUGAUAAUACUGCUUACGAAUUCCAUGCAAUGGAUAGAGGACUAACCGACGUAUCAACUGGUCUGACUUUGAAUUCUGACAAAGCUCAAGAAAUGCAGACUGCGGAUUCUACUCCUAGUGUGACUGAAGACGAGCUAAGUUCAGACAGUUCAACAGGAAAAGUUACUCCUGAUUUACCUCUUCACAAACACUUUGAAUACUCUUCGAUCAAUGUAAGAGACCGGUCUGGGCCAAGGAGCCGAAGUUCUCGUUCAGAACAGGACAGGGUCGUGCUGAGCAAAACAGCCAUGAGACAGAACUCUAUGAAAAAAGAUUCAGUAGCAAUUGAGAUGGACGUUAAUGAUUACUCUCACAACAAUGAAGUGUCUCAAGAUUCUGCCAAUGACUAUACCGAUGAUCAGGGAAGAACCAAGAAAGGCGGAUUCGCGAGUAUUGUGAAGAAUAGCUUCAAGGAUCUGAAGAAGUCUAUACAGAACGAAGGUAGAAGUGAUGUCUCAGUAAAUGGGCAUCCAGUAGCUGAACGUCUGGUGAAAAUGGCAGAGAAGCAGGCUGGACCAAUCAGGCCAGGAAACUACUGGUACGACUACAGAGCUGGAUUCUGGGGAAUAAUGGGAAGUCACUGUCUUGGAAUAUUACCGCCUUUCAUUGAGGAGCUCAAUUACCCAAUGCCAGAGAAUUGUGCUGGCGGAACCACAGGAGUAUUUGUGAACGGAAGAGAGCUUCACCAGAAAGACCUGCGCUUGCUCACUGCCAGAGGUCUCCCACGCGACAGAGAUCGAUCCUACACUGUUUACAUCUCAGGUAGAGUGAUAGACGAAGAUACCGGUGAAGAGCUAGAUAGUCUUGGCAAACUUGCCCCAACGGUGGAUAAGCUAAAGCGUGGGUUCGGGAUGAGAGUGCCAAGGAGAGCUGCAUGAAGAAAUUUAAAGAAAUGUUCAUGAAACUCCCCGUUGUGUUCAACUUGUAUCUCUGAACAUCCGUGUUUGAUUAUACUAACACAUUCUAAGCUAAACUUUGUUCUAACUCCUACAGAGACUUAUAAUCAAUGUAAAGGAUGAGAAUGAGGAAAAUGAAAUAUCAUUAUUGGCAACAAGAAUCUAAAACACCAAAAAGAUGAGUGUAUUCGAAAGCUUCCAAAAUCAUUAUUGAGCCUUACUACAA
Camelina sativa (false flax) is the source of this 2780-nucleotide messenger RNA. RefSeq lists its product as uncharacterized. Gene Ontology annotation, biological process: regulation of defense response to fungus. NCBI's taxonomy places the organism in Eukaryota, Viridiplantae, Streptophyta, Magnoliopsida, Brassicales, Brassicaceae. The record is from RefSeq and is a predicted model, not a curated record.